ACUUCAGAAUCUUCAAAAACAUUCUUUCCGAAUAAUAAAUAAACAACAUAAUGACACAUCAUUCAUUGUGCAAGCGCCAAUUUAUGAUUGUGAUUUCCGCGAUGUUAAUCUUUAAAUUGGUUUUGAUAGUUCGUGCGGAUCAUUAUUAUGACAACAAUUUAGAAGAAUGGGAUAUGAAAGAUGAUGUAAGAGAAUGCAUUCCCACGUCGAUGUAUGGAUUAUUGGAACACGCUGAGAUUGAGCGGAGAACAUUAAUUAAAGGAAGUCAAACUUCAUUCAUUCCCUCUUAUUGUCAACGUAAAGUAGCUGAAAGAAAAUACGGUCGCAAACAUGGAAGAGAAAGAUUUAAGCGAACAAUGAAAGUUAAUGAAAAUAUUUUCCAUCUUGAGACACUUCACAGUUUACCAUUUGAUGAAGUUCGUCUUGCACAAGCAAAGUUAAUGAAACGAUACAUGAACACAUCAGUAGAUCCUUGUGAAGAUUUUUAUUCAUACGCUUGUGGAAAUUGGGCGAAAUAUAAUGAAAUUCCGAAGGAUAAAGUUGCAACAGAUACAUUUGAAAUCUUACGAGAAUCUCUUGAUGAAGCUUUGAAGAAUCUUUUGUUGGACGAUGUCAAAGAAGUUAAAUCACAUCGUAAGAAUAAUCGAAAGGCAAAUCGACAACAUCAAAGGCGAGAAGCUCAUCGACAACGUAGAAGAAAUGCAGAAAAUAAAGCGAAGAAUCUUUACAGUUCGUGUAUGAACUACGAAGUUAUUGAAAAACGAGGAAUUGAACCUUUAUUGGACUUAUUGGAGAAGUUUGGGGGUUGGCCGUUACUUGACGACUCCUGGGAUGAGAAAAGUUUUGACUGGCUUGAACUCACAGCUACUUUGCGACAGUAUAACAACGAUAUCUUGAUUGUUGAGUGGGUGGGCGCUGACAUUCAAAACUCAAACCACAAUAUAAUUCAAUUUGACCAAACGACCUUGGGGCUUCCGACACGAGAAUAUUUUCUGAAAGAAGUGAACAGGAAAUAUUUGGAUUCUUAUCGUAACUUCAUGAUCAAGGUCAUAACAUUAGUUGGAGGUGAAGAUGCUGAAGAUCGAGCUGAUGAAAUUAUAGAAUUUGAAACAAAUCUUGCAAAGAUCACGAGUGCGCAAGAAGAUCGAACAAAUAUUUCGAUUCUUUAUCAGAAGACGACUUUAAAUGAUUUGCAAGAAGAAAUUUCCGGUGUUGAUUGGAUUCGAUAUUUAUCGAUUGUUCAAGAACGUAUUGUAAUUCCAGAAGAGAAGGUCAUAAUGUUUGCAAAAACUUACAUGCAGAAUCUCGUGAAAUUAAUUGAUGAAACUGAACCGUCAACAGUUGCAAAUUAUUUACUUUGGAGAUUUGUUCGUCAUCGUAUCAACAAUUUGGACAACAGAUUUUUAGAAGCGAAGCAAACAUUUUACCUUGAAUGCUUUGGAAGGGAAAAGUCACCACCGAGAUGGAAAACUUGCGUCAAUCAAGUAAAUAGCAACAUGGGAAUGGCGACUGGAAGUCUUUUCGUUCGUAAAUAUUUCGAUGAAAAUAGUAAAUUCGACACAAUUGAAAUGGUCCAUGAACUUCAACAAAGUUUUCGAGAAAUUCUCAGCGAAACUGAUUGGAUUGAUGAGUCAACAAAACGUUUAGCUGAGAAGAAAGUGAAUGCGAUGUCACUUAAAAUUGGCUACCCCGACUUCAUUUUAUCUCAUCAGAAACUCGACGAAAAAUAUUCUGAACUUCAUAUUCACCCAGAAAAGUAUUUUGAGAACACAUUGAACGUUUUACGAUUCUUAAGUCGCGAAGAACAGAAGAAAGUCGGUCAACCAGUUAACAAAACUUUAUGGCAAACUUAUCCAGCGAUUGUCAACGCAUUUUAUUCUCGCAGUAAAAAUCAAAUCAUGUUUCCUGCCGGAAUUCUUCAACCGCCUUUUUAUCAUCGUCACUUUCCUAAAUGUCUUAAUUAUGGCGGAAUUGGAGUUGUAAUUGGACAUGAAUUAACGCAUGGAUUUGAUGAUAAAGGAAGACUUUUCGACAAAGAUGGAAACUUAAAUAAAUGGUGGAGCGAUCAUUCAAUCAAACAUUUUCAUGAGAGAACAAAGUGUUUAGUGCAACAAUACAACAAAUACACUUUAGCGGACAUUGGACAAGCAAUUGAUGGUGAAACAACGCAAGGUGAAAACAUUGCAGAUGGUGGUGGAAUCAAUCAAGCUUAUCGAGCAUACAAACGAUGGUUGAACACACGAGACAACAUGAAAACGAUAGACAACGAAAUUCUCCCUGAAUUGAAUCUAACGAUGACGCAAUUAUUCUUCCUCAACUUUGGCCAAGUUUGGUGCGGUGAAAUUCGAAGAGAAGCUAAUAAAAAUAAGAUGAAAACAGCUGUUCACUCACCAGGUCGUUUCCGGGUUAUUGGAACGCUUUCAAAUUUUGGGGAAUUCUCAAAGGAGUUCAAUUGUCCUUUAGGAUCGCCAAUGAACCCAAAAACAAAAUGAGACAAGAAGGAAGCUGCAAUAAUUGAAAAACGACGAAAAGCUGAAGAGCAGAGAAAACGACGAUUUUUUGAUGCUAAACAACGAAUUUUGGGAAUUGAUUCUGAUGAACUUGAUCGACAGUUGGCUGAAAAGGAACAAGCUUUGCAAGCUGAAAAAGAAAAAGAACGUCUGGUAGCUGAAGAGAUGAAGAGAAACAUUGAGAUUGCUGAAGCUCAAGAAAAAGAACUGCAAGACCAGAAAAGACAAUCGCAAAUUGAAUUGAACGAGUAUCGAAAAUUAUGUCAGCAAGCGAGAAAUUGCGAUAAUUUUGAUCUAAACGAUCCAGAAGGAAAAAAGAAAAGUCUUCCAGCUCGAUUAGAUGACAGCGAUCCAAGAUUGAGUAAGAGUGGCGGUCAAUUAUUUUUGGGUGAAGAUUUAGCUCAUAAAAAUCGCAUUCGUGAACAGAAAAUUCUCCAAAAGCUAUGGUUAGACCAACAGAUCAUGGAAAGGAAGAAUCUCGAAAUGAAUAUGAAGAGAGCUGAUCAAAAGAUGAAUGAGACAAUUUCGAGACACGACAUUUACUCGUGCAAUCAAUCAGAUCGCAUGUCAUCUGAGAAGAGAGAAUUGCAACAUCAAAUACGUGAAUACAAUGAAUCACUCGCAAAACAAAAGCGAGAAAACGAAAGAAAACGCAAGGAAAUGGAACAACAAGACAAUAUGGCUGAAAUUUACAAUUUCUUAUCAAGUGAUUUACUGAAAGAAACUCAACCAAAAGGCAGCAACUUGGGACCAAAUCGAUGCAUUCCCUACGCAUAUAAACAUAUGAAUGAAGAUCAAAUCGAGAAAUUUAAGAUGGAACAAGAAAAGCAGAAAGCUGACAUUAAUCGCAAACGCAUUGAAGAAGAUCAACAGAAGCAGCAGUGGAAACGUUUGUCUGAAGAAACUUAUCGUGAAAUGACGCUGAGAGAACGCGCACUUUCUCGUAAUAUUCGACAAAUGAAUUGCAAUUUACGCGAAGAAAAUGAAGAGUUAGCUAAGCAACAAAAGCAUAAAAUUCAAGAAUUCGAGAAUGUUAUGAAAGUUGGAUAUUUGACUCUUCCAUUAGAAAGUGAGGAAGAAAAUCUUUUAAACUUUGAGCGACAAACUUUAUUAAACGUCGAUGGCGAGAGAGAAGAAAGUGUGCGAACACUUCCAGCUCAUCAAAAAGUUGAUCAAGUGAUUGCACAGAAGAAAUCAACACGAUUUAAUCAGAUUAAAUUCACGUGGCUAAUGAUAAAAUGGCACAUUUUAAUAUUCAUAACACUUACAAGUUCGCUUUAUGCAAUUUUACAACUUGCACUCAAAACGUAUCAAAGGAAAGAUGUUUUAAAUGCAGUUGCGUUUCUUGGCGAUUGGAAGCAGUUGGUGUUUUUCCUAGUAAUUUAUCAAGGAUUUGCUUUCAAGAAAGUCUUCGAUAUUAAUAGUCACAUCCCACCAACUGAUAAGAUUGCGAACCUUUUAUCAAUUGCGACAAGGAAUAGUACAGUUCAAAAAGCGGUCAUGAAGUAUGUUACGACAUCAGUCGCAAUGGUCUUCAGUUUCCUUUCUCCAAUGGUUCUCAAACGUUUGCUUUGCUCUGAAGAGAAAUCUCGAGCGAAACUUGAGAUGCAAAGUAAACUUUUAAUUGAGAAAAUUGAAUCGAAACUAUUGAAUGUCAAUUCAAGUCAUUUCAUGCCAAUUAAAUGGGCAAUGCAUGUUGUUUAUGAAGCAAAUACAAGAAAAGAAAUUGAUGAUUCAUUAGUCAACAAAUUAAUUUCUGAAUUAAAUCAUUUGCAUGCUCAAUGUGAUCGCUUAAUUAACUUUAAACAUGAAACAUUCUCAUGGGGAUUGACAGCAAUGGUGAUGACAUCGCUGUACUCAUUUUUUGUCGUCGGGAUGUUAAGAUCUUUCUUUGAUAACUCUGGUUACUUUGGCUUCUCACCAGCACUUUUCUCUGCCAAUUUGGUCAUCUUCUUUUUCUUCUUGGUUGUUGUAAGAUGUGGAGAGCAACUUGUGCAACCCUACAACGAAGAUCAUGACGUCUAUGAACUUAAUCGAAUUUUAAAUGAAAAGAUUGAAGUUGCUUCGUUUAUUUUUGACAAUGAAUGUGAUUUGAGACAGAAAAUAAAGGAAAAUGAUCUUCUUCCAUAAUUGUCAUUUAUU
Molecule: messenger RNA, 4652 nt
Organism: Clunio marinus
Lineage: Eukaryota; Metazoa; Arthropoda; Insecta; Diptera; Chironomidae
Source: the annotation of a GenBank genome assembly